Cryptomeria japonica (Japanese cedar) is the source of this 3366-nucleotide messenger RNA. RefSeq names its product probable LRR receptor-like serine/threonine-protein kinase At1g51810. NCBI's taxonomy places the organism in Eukaryota, Viridiplantae, Streptophyta, Pinopsida, Cupressales, Cupressaceae. The transcript is spliced from 16 exons. Gene Ontology annotation, molecular function: protein binding; protein kinase activity; ATP binding. Gene Ontology annotation, biological process: protein phosphorylation. The coding region runs from base 1 to 3366 and encodes 1121 amino acids. The record is from RefSeq and is a predicted model, not a curated record.
AUGGAAGACAUGAGUUAUGAAGUAAACUAUGAUCUCCUGGUUGGCUAUGCUAACACCUUAUUGGCAUCACCGAUAGCCAAAGAGAAAAGAAAAUUGGACAUUAUGGCAGUCCAAAAUGAAGCUGCACAAAUUGAUACUGCACCGGUGAAAAGUGCAAAAGGAAAGAGUAAAAAGUCUAGUGAAGCAUCUUCAACAACAAAUAGUACUAGGGUUACCAUGAGUGUCCUAACCAAAAAGGAACUGGAACCCAAAGUCUCUAUUAAGAAAGAGACGAAAAAGAGAGGCAGGAAAUUAAUAUUGCAACCAGAGUCUAAGGGAACAGAUUCUGAUGAAGAGCCAAAGAAAGAAAAAGCAACCGACAGAAUAUCCAAGAAGAUAAAGUACAAAGCACAGUUUUCUUUUAAAGCAAGAAGAUUGAAGCUUCUUAAUGGUAAAAGGACAAUUGUCAAAACUGAGACACAUCAAAUAGCCUGUGAAAUCAGAAAAAUGAAGGAGCUCAUCCAAUGUUCUAAGAAUAAGGAUACAGAAGAGAUAGUUGAUGAUGUUAUUAGACUGGAAAUGGAUGAAGAGGAAAUUAUUCAACCUGAUGAGUUCUAUCCACUCAAAAAGAAGGAUUAUUUCAUUAUUCUUGUUGAUGAUAAUGUUGAGAACAUAGUGGAACUAUCUGGAGACAUCAAUGCACUAGAUUUGGAGCCCCCAACAAUCACUAAUGUACAAGUUACACUUGUUGAGCAACCAGCUACUCAACCAAAAGUGGACAAUCCACUGAGAGAUGUGGCAACUGAGCCAUCGGGAACAGACAUCACAGUUGGAAAUGUUGAAAUUGGGAAUGAGCAACAAACUGAAACAUCAAAUGAUCCCCUAGAUACAGGAAAGGCAGAUACCACAGGAUUCAUCAGCCUUGCUUGUGGAGGAGGAGAAGGGGCAUAUAAUGACAGUAAUGGCAUACAAUGGACAUCAGAUAAGCUCUACAUAGAAUCCGGAGAAACCCACACGCUCUCAAAUGCUGCUCUAGAUUAUCAACUGCAACACGUCCGAAGUUUUCCCCAAGGAAAACGAAACUGCUACGUCCUACCUGCAAAUCGGGGAACAAAAUACCUAAUCCGCGCCUCUUUUCUUUACGCCAACUACGAUGGCCUUCAGGCGCAGCCAAAAUUCGAGUUGCUUAUAGAUGCGAACCUCUGGACUACUGUUAUGAUAAAUAACACGUGGGAUAUUGAUGUGGAGGAAGCGAUCAUGAUGGCGAAGACGACAUCAAUCAGCAUAUGUUUGGGGCGCAGCGGCACUGACACCCCCUUCAUUUCUUCGCUGGAGCUUCGCCCCAUCAAGCCUUCCAUAUAUCCAGAUGAUGAUUAUGAUAGGAUCUGGAGUGGGCAAGGAACAGGAACAGGUCUAAGUUACAUGACAACCAGUAACAAAAUUGAUACAUCGAAUAUAAACCUUCCGUCUUCUGUGAUGAGCACUGCGUGGGUUCCUACCAAUGUUUCCUCGAAGGGAGUGUAUGUGAGUUGGGAUUUUGACCAGAUUGGUUUAUACUAUUUUGCUGUGUCUUUCGCAGAGCUUGAGGUGCUAAAACCCAAUGACACGCGGGAGUUUAAUAUUAGCAUAGGUGGUACCCUAUGGUAUGGUAACGAAAAACCUAGUUUUCUGGUGGGGAACACUGUUUAUUCCAGUCCAACCUAUAUGAUUCUAUCCACGGGACAGACGAAAUUUUCGCUGGUUGCUACCACCCGAUCUACUCUUCCACCUCUUAUCAAUGCCUGGGAAAUCUAUCGCUUUAGCAGCGUACUUGUCAACGGCACCGACUCUAACGAUGUGGUUGCAGCUAAUGACAUUUUGAGACACUUUAAUUUCGAAAAGGAUUGGACCGGUGACCCUUGUGUACCACAAAAAUACUCUUGGGAUUGGGUGAAUUGUAGUACAGAUUCAUCACCAAGAAUUAUUGCAAUGCAACUCUCGGGGAAGGGGCUCAAUGGCACCAUACCUGCGAGCUUCGGCAAUCUCUCUGCUCUUGUUAAAUUGAAUUUGUCAAACAAUAACCUAAGUGGUUCAAUACCGGAGGAACUGACCCAGUUAUCCAAUCUAAACGAAUUGGAUUUGACAAACAAUAAUCUAACUGGAUCCGUGCCCGAUGGUCUGGCUGAUAAGCAGAGAAAUGGAAAAUUGGAUUUAAGUAUUAAUGGGAAUAAUCUGGAUUGUGUAUCCAAUGCUUGCUCUAAUUCUACCACCAAAAACCAUAGCAAGAAAAAAGUGGCUGUGUGGGUGAUCAUAGCUGGAGUUGCAGCAGUUGCAAUUCUCGCUGCAUUAGUGUUAUUGAUAAUAUGGAUAAAAUCAAAUAAUCGCACUCCAUUGAGUACAACAAGCAAGACAGAAGCAUCAUCUAUGAAGGGAGAUAUUGUCAAUCCGGAAGCAUGCCGGUCAUACAGUUAUCAAGAGGUGAAAGAGAUGACUAGUGAUUUCCACAAGCAGAUUGGAAAAGGAGGAUAUGGACCAGUUUAUCUUGGUUGGCUUCAAGACAGGGAAGUAGCAGUCAAAGUAUUAUCUGAUAAGUCACAUCAGGGUCCGAAAGAAUUUUCCACCGAGGUGGAUAUGCUCUCUAGAGUACACCACAAGAAUCUAGUAAAACUCAUUGGGUACUGCAUAGAGGAGGAAAAUAUGGUGCUAAUCUAUGAAUUUAUGUCCAAUGGAGACCUACGAAAGCGUCUCGAUGGCCAAAAUUGUCGUGGAAAAUGCCUUGAUUGGCAAACAAGGCUCAACAUUGCAUUGGAUGCCGCCCAAGGUCUGGAGUAUUUACACAAUGGCUGCAACCCAGGCAUAAUUCAUAGAGAUGUGAAGAGCUCAAAUAUUCUUCUCAAUGGAAGCAUGGAGGCAAAAGUAGCAGAUUUUGGAUUGUCAAAAUAUGGUCCUUUGAAUGGAGCUACACACAUAUCUACGCUAGUGAAAGGCACCCCAGGAUACCUAGAUCCAGAAUAUUACACUCUUGAUCGAUUGACAGAAAAAAGCGACGUAUUUAGCUUUGGAGUUGUUCUAUUAGAAAUUAUUUCUGGACACCAACCUGUGAUUUCUGAGUCCUCUACAGAAAAACAAGCGCACAUCAGCAGCUGGGUAAUGAAAUUCAUGUUGAAGGGAGAUAUAGAGAGCAUUGCAGAUCCUGCUAUGGAAAAGAAGUAUGAAACAGAGGACUUAUGGAAAUUAGCGGAGUUAGCAAUGGCAUGUUGCUCAGAGGAGUCAGUGCAGAGGCCUACAAUGAGUGAAGUGGUGUUGCAAUUGAAGGAAUCGACGAGAUCCCCAACUCCACCUCAUCCUCUUCAUUUAUCUUCUCCUGAAAUAUCACAUCUAUCUUUAUUAAAUCCACGCCCAAGAUAA